Messenger RNA from Pollicipes pollicipes, 3790 nucleotides. RefSeq names its product WD repeat-containing protein 44. Lineage: Eukaryota; Metazoa; Arthropoda; Thecostraca; Pollicipedomorpha; Pollicipedidae. The transcript has 20 exons. Bases 17 to 2761 code for a protein of 914 amino acids. Gene Ontology annotation, molecular function: protein binding. The record is from RefSeq and is a predicted model, not a curated record.
CCCGCACCACAUAUUUAUGCGUGGGAUGGGCGAACUAGAAAAUUGUAAGCCAGCUAAUCAGAUGUCUUCAGAGAGUGAGGUGGACGAUUUCUUUGAUGCUGUUGAUGAAUCUCCAGGAAAGAAAUCACAAAGUGGAGGGUCUGGCAAACCCUCAAUUGCAGCUCAGUUAUCAUCAGACUCAUUGGAUGAUACAUCAGAGUCAGCACCAGCAUCAAAGUCAACAGAUGCUGUGGCGGACGUCACGGCGGCCGACGCGGCCGCCGAGCUUGAGGCCCGACGUAGAAAGCUGCGCCGACUGCGCCACUGCGUCACCGGCGAUGACGAAGCCGCUGAGCCUCCGUCACCGCACGACUCCCAGACGGGCUCCGUGGACGGCGUGCUGGUGACCCGCGGCAGCCACCCGUUCCGCAAGGUGGAGCAGGACGCCCAGUCGAUGGUCAGUCAGAUGUCGCUGGGGAAGGUAGGGCGCAUCCUGGCCGGGCUGGACGACCUGGACGGGCCACCGGGCGCCCGUGCCGCGCCUGGCCACGCGCCCGCCGAAGCCACCGUCUCGGCUACCGCCAGCAGCGCCCCGCCCCUAGCUGCCGUCGACAUGCCGCCCCCCCUGACCGAGCGGCGCGCCCAGUUCACGCCUGUCAGCGACCAAGAGUACUCGCUCGACAUCCGCUCGGCUACCAAGGGCCAGUACGUGGUGAAGCCCCAGGACGAGGCGAGCACGCGCGCGCCGGUCGUGCUCGUGAUGGACCGGCUGGACGUGAUCUCGGUGCAGUCGGACGCAUCGAGCAUCGCCGACAGCGUGACGUCGCCCUACCCGCGCGACAACAUGCAGCGGCUGGACGAGGUCAAAGAAGCACAGGAGUUUUUGCGAUCGCACGAAAUACAGACCAACAUAUUCGUGAAGACGAAGACGGACUCUGGUCGGCCGCUCACUGAUAAGGAGAUCCUGGACCAGGUGUCGGUGCUGAACCUGGACACGGGCGAGCGCAUCCCGCUCUCCGUGGCUGAGGAGAAGCUGCCGGCCUGCAUCAACCCGCUGUCGCUGCAGAUCAUGCGCAUGACGUCCGAGUACAUCAGCAACUCGAGCCUGGAGAAGGACGGCUCAGACGACGACAAGAAGAGUCUAGUGAUCCCGCCGCAGGAGGAGCAGGCCGAGCAGGGAGGCGUGCGCCGAAAAACGGCCCAGCUGAAGCGUUUCCUCGGCCGGACCGUGAACAAGGCGCGCGACCGGGCUGAGGUCAUCGCGCAGAAGAUGUCGCACGUGCGCCACCGCGAGGAGCGCGACGCUUUCGAAUCCAUCGACGGCGUGCCGGACGCGCACACGGUGGUUCGCGUGCCGAUGAAAGCGUCCGGCAGUCACAAGGGUCCGUACGAGUUCGACCAGCUGGUGUUCGUGCAGGACUUCAAGAGCGAACACAUCGGACCCGUCUGGUGCAUGAAGUUCUCCGCGUGUGGAAGGCUGCUGGCCACCGCCGGCCAGGACCACGUGCUGCGCGUCUGGGUGCUCAAGUCGGCCUACCACUACUUCUGCGACAUGCGGACCAAGUACUCGGCCGAGAAGGUGUCGCCCACUCCGUCCCAGGAGUCUCUGGUGUCGCAGCACUCGUCCGAAGAGCCGCUGGUCUCGGUGGAGGCCACCAGCGAGGAGGAGGCGUACGCCCCCUUCAUGUCCCGUCCCUUCUGCAAGUACAUGGGGCACACAGCCGACCUACUGGACAUCAGCUGGUCCAAGAACUACUUUAUCCUGUCGUCGUCUAUGGACAAAACCGUGCGUCUGUGGCACAUAUCGCGCAAGGAGUGCCUCUGCUGCUUCCAGCACAUCGAGUUCGUGACGGCCAUCGCAUUCCACCCGAAGGACGACCGGUACUUCCUGUCCGGCUCUCUGGACGGCAAGCUGCGACUCUGGAACAUUCCGGACAAGAAAGUAGCGCUCUGGAACGAGCUGGACGGCCAGGCCAAGCUGAUCACGGCGGCCAACUUUUGCCAGGGCGGCCGGUUCGCGGUGGUCGGCUCCUACGACGGCCGGUGCCUGUUCUACUCGACCGACCAGCUCAAGUACCACACCCAGAUCCACGUGCGCUCCAGCCGCGGCAAGAACGCCCGCGGCAGGAAGAUCAGCGGCAUCGAGCCGAUGCCGGGCGAGGACAAGAUACUGGUGACGUCAAACGACAGCCGGAUACGGCUGUACGACCUGCGCGACCUCAACCUCUCCUGCAAGUACAAGGGCUUCACCAACAACAGCAGCCAGAUUCGCGCCAGUUUCAGUCAUGACGGGAAGCACAUCGUGGCUGGCUCGGAGAACCAGUGCGUCUACAUCUGGAAAACCCAUCACGACUACUCCAAGUUCUCGUCGGCGCGCCGCGAUAGAAACGACUUCUGGGAAGGCAUCAAGGCGCACGAGGCGCAGGUGACGUGCGCACUGUUCGCGCCGCACCCGGACCUGGUGUUCUCGCACGUGGACGGCGAGCUGACGCGGCUGGAGCAGGAGGAGGGCGAGCGUGGCUCGCAGCUGUCGGCAAGUCUCGGCGGCGGCCACACUCCCGACCCCACACCCCGGACCGACGAGGCCAAAAAGGACUCGCUCGACAAGAAGUCGGUCGGCAGCGGCGGCACGUCCACCAUGGGCUACGUCCUGGUGACGGCCGACUUCAACGGCGUCAUCAAGGUGUUCCUCAACCGCACGCGGCCCAAGCACAGCAGCCUGCCGGCCUCGGCGCUGUUCCGCGAGGGCGCCGGCGAGGGCCGCGCCACCACGCCCCGGUGAUCGGCGCCUCUGGCGCGGCCCCGCCUCACGCAGCUGGCCGCUCCGGACUGGCCGGUGUGGCGGCCGGCUCGCUUGCCGUGGCCCCUGAACGCCCAGGCGGUGGGCGGCCGACAGUGGUGCGAUCGUGCAUAUCAGCCCAAAUACCGCGCAGCCGGCCGAUGAGGGCAGCCGCCGCGCCCCGGGGGCUGAGGCCCGGGCCCCGUGUCGCGGGAUAACAUCGCCAAAUAACCUGUCGGCUGACUGCGACGCACGAGCCGUUGGUGCGUCAAUGGAUAUGCGUCGCCGACAGAUUUCCAAGAAAGACGCACGCGUUGGAAGAUGAAGCCGGGUCGUGCCCAUCGACGCAGCGCCGCAUAACGGGCGGGUUUGGGGAUGGCCGUUAGUCACGGUCCGUCAGGAUCCGCCCGCGGUCUUGUGCUGCAGGCUAUACCGCAGCUGACCGGGCCAGACUUUAGUCACCCGACGCGCGAUGGUCGGUCAUGUAGUCACACCGCCAUCACGGGCAAGGCCAGAUGGUCACCUAGGAGGGAAUGGGACGUUGUCGACACAUAGUGCGAGCCAAGUGAGCUUUAUGCUGUGGCGAUCUACGCCCAGUGCGGGGGCGCCCCGGCAGUCUAUUUACGUCAUGUUAUUGUGUAGCACAACACCGGCUCCGUUGCCGGCCGUCGGCACCGUAACCGCACGGGUUCUCAGUGUAUCUGCCGCAAUCGUAGGGCCUGCGCGUAGGGGCAGCGUGUGAUUCGCCGCGUCCUCGUGACAUGGCCGGCACGUGGCGUCGGACCGGGACCAGGGCCACAGCUGACCGCGUGAUGCUGCUGUCGCUGGGCGCAGAGCUAGUGCAGUGCGUCCGGUGUCGCUCCACAGCCGCUCGGCCAGUCGAACAUUGCCCUGCCCGCCGCAGCUGAAACUGGUAAACGGCAGACACAGUCAGCUAUUUGUAGCGUUUUGUUUUCUAAAAACGAUGACUUGUCAUACGUCGUCAGGGUGCCUGAUAACGGGGCCGCUGUGAUAUGCAUCAAAUAAAGACGA